This is a messenger RNA of Suillus fuscotomentosus, 1689 nucleotides long. RefSeq lists its product as uncharacterized. The record is from RefSeq and is a predicted model, not a curated record. The transcript has 11 exons. Lineage: Eukaryota; Fungi; Basidiomycota; Agaricomycetes; Boletales; Suillaceae. The coding region runs from base 1 to 1689 and encodes 562 amino acids.
AUGGCACGCGCCGAUAACACUGGUUCUAGUCGAAGUAUUCGAAGCGCAAAGCAAAAGGCAAUGGAAAACGCAGUCUGGAUGACUACAAAAUCACAGCGGCAGCGUCCCACUGGAGGGAAGCUCACUCAAGCUCCUGUGCAAUGCAAAACCCAUGUGUCUACCAGUGCCACCAAGCGUCAUGAUGGCCACAGCAGUGUUGCUAGUCCUCAUGUCCCAGAGAUCCCUGGGCCUGUGGCUAGAAAGCGUCCAGCUCGUGACGCAACAGGGUCACUUACCAAGAAGCGCCGAGUUGCUAAACCGCAUGCAGUGUCCGACGAUGAACUACUCAGCGAUGAGAUUUCCGAAUUCCAACCUGGUCAUGAUGACUCGGAGCAGGAAAAUGACUCGGAGCAGGAAAAUAACUUGGACAUGGAGGAUAUUGACGACGAGUUGGAGGAGCCCAUUGACUCUGUCGUAAAGUCCUUAUCAACUGAAAAACCAAUUUUUGUUUCGAUGUCGAAAGCUGAACAGGCUGACUUUCCUUUGACGCAAGCAACCUGGCCUCGCACAACUGCCUCAAAGAAGUCGAGGCAGAUAGCUGAGCUGUUCCCCUUCGCGUCGACCCAACCAAGGACUCGUGCAGUGGCCCCUCAGAAGGCAAAAAUUCAGUCCACACGCGAUCGCAAACGAGCAGACGAGAUGCCUGUUUGGGCAGAUGGUAUUGCCGAGUCGGACAAGGAACUCGAAGAAAUUAUGGUGCCGGAUGAGUCCAACGAUUUAGAGGGAUCUCAAGAGGUCGACUUAGAUUAUCAUGAUUCUGGCCUUACACGUCAUGGUCGCCCUGGAAGUGCCAGACUCGUACGGACGAAUACCGGUAAGCUGAAGUUGAUGGACCAAGAUAUCGACACACGCCGUGUCGUCCAAAGAGCGAUAUUGGAGGCCAAAGUCCACGUUACAUUUGUCAACGGGUAUCCAGAACUCACCGAGAAGAGUCUGUUCACGUGGAAUGCGCUCUUAACAGCAGCUCGUGCCUGUGGUGUCCCAAUAAUCCAGGAUCGCCUCAAGUCCAACGACUCGUAUGUGACAGCUCUUGCUACGCUGGUGGAAGCCAGAGUCCCACUUUUCCGCUCAGAAUUGAAAGACGAUGCUUGCGCACAGGUGACAGCAUAUUACCGUCUCGGGCCUGAUUGUGUCGACACCACAAAAGCUUUGCUCGUCAAUCACGUUUAUCAUUAUGAGCAGCAUUUCAAUGAGAAAAAUAUUCCAAUUGCACAGUCAAAAAAACCAUACUUCGCUGAGAUCUUGCCAUAUCUGAUGAGAGGGCACUACUUCAACGGGCCAAAGUCAGUUGGCAUGAAAUUUUCGGACCGUUUUGAGGAGAUUGUGAGCAACAAGGCCCAACGGCCCGAGGUGACGAUUCCAAUGGUGGCCUUAACCAGUACUUCAGUAUAUGCUGCGCUUCUGUGGAAGGCCAAUGGAUCUCCAUCCAAGUUCAAUUUUACAGGCAAUUUAUUCAGCGAGGUCUACUUUUUUCAUGUGAAACUUCUCGAGAAAAUGAAGGGGGCCGCACCAGGCAAGUUUCAUAAAAUGAUGGCCAAUAUUUUUGAUGCUAUCCAACAACUCUCCGCCAAUGGCAAUGCUGCUCUCGUCGGGUCACACGACUCCGCAAUGGCAUUCCUCGAUCUUGAUGGUAUGGAUGACGAAGAGUAG